Messenger RNA from Salvia hispanica, 649 nucleotides. RefSeq names its product large ribosomal subunit protein eL14y-like. The record is from RefSeq and is a predicted model, not a curated record. Lineage: Eukaryota; Viridiplantae; Streptophyta; Magnoliopsida; Lamiales; Lamiaceae. Gene Ontology annotation, biological process: translation; ribosomal large subunit biogenesis. Gene Ontology annotation, molecular function: structural constituent of ribosome; RNA binding. Gene Ontology annotation, cellular component: ribosome; cytosolic large ribosomal subunit.
CAACACUGUGAAAAUGAAAAACCCUAGGCUUUGCUUUUUCUUUUCAUCCGCCUCUUCUCCCAAAUCACACAUUCACUUAUUUGCAGCGGAAGAAGAAAAUGGCGUUCAAAAGGUACGUCGAGAUCGGCCGCGUCGCCCUCGUCAAUUACGGAAAGGACUAUGGCAAGCUCGUCGUCAUCGUCGACGUCAUCGACCAAAACAGGGCUCUUGUUGACUCCCCUGAUAUGGUCAGAAGCCAGAUGAACUUCAAGAGGCUCUCUCUUACCGACAUCAAGAUUGACAUCAAGAGGGUGCCAAAGAAGAAGACUCUUGUUGCGGCUAUGGAGGCUGCUGAUGUUAAGGGGAAAUGGGAAAGCAGCUCGUGGGGAAGAAAGUUGAUUGUUCAGAACAGAAGGGCUGCCCUCAAUGAUUUUGACCGAUUUAAGCUUAUGUUGGCCAAGAUCAAGAAAGCCGGUGUUGUCCGACAAGAGCUUGCCAAGCUUAAGAAAGAGAUUCCUGCAUGAGUGUGAUAGAAUUUUGGUUUAGGAUUUUGAAAACUGUAUUCCUAGUUAUUAAAAUCCAGAGUGUUCAAUUUGUAUCUCAUAUUUUCUUUUUUACUUGGAUCUACUCCAGUUUUUUGGCUGUUUUAACAAAAUUUCAUAUUCCAGUA